This is a messenger RNA of Lactuca virosa, 1566 nucleotides long. The record is from the annotation of a GenBank genome assembly. Lineage: Eukaryota; Viridiplantae; Streptophyta; Magnoliopsida; Asterales; Asteraceae.
AUGACGGCAAGAAUUGCAUUGAGAUUCAUGAAAGAAUGUUUGAAACAGAAGCUCAAAUCAACGGCGGCUCCCAGACAUUAUUAUUCAUCUUCAUCUUCAUCUUCCACUGCUCCUGUUAAACCAAAUAUUCCUCAUUCUUCACGAAAGGGAAGAUUACUUACAGGAGCUACCAUUGGCAUGGUUAUAGCUGGGGGCGCUUACGCUAGCACUGUUGAUGAAGCAACAUUCGGUGGGUGGCUAUUUUCAGCAACAAAAGUUGUAAAUCCAUUCUUUGCAUUGCUGGAUCCAGAGGUUGCUCAUCGCCUAGCUGUCUCUGCUGCAGCUCGUGGGUGGGUCCCACGAGAAAAGAGGCCAGAUCAGCAAAUUUUAGGGCUUGAAGUUUGGGGAAGAAGGUUUUCUAAUCCAAUAGGACUUGCUGCAGGAUUUGAUAAAAAUGCAGAAGCUGUUGAAGGUUUACUUGGAUUAGGGUUUGGAUUUGUGGAAGUUGGAUCAGUUACUCCUAUUCCACAAGAGGGUAAUCCAAAGCCUCGUAUGUUUAGAUUGAGAAAUGAAGGGGCCAUAAUCAACAGAUGUGGAUUUAAUAGUGAAGGAAUAGUUGCUGUUGCAAAAAGGUUAGGAGCUCAACAUGGUAAGAGAAAACUAGAUGAAACAUCAAGCACUUCAGCUUCUUCAAAUGAUGAAGUCAAAACUGGAGGGAAAGCGGGUCCCGGAAUUCUCGGGGUUAAUAUUGGAAAAAAUAAAAGUAGUGAAGAUGCUGCUGCAGAUUAUGUACAAGGUGUACAUACGUUGUCUCAGUAUGCUGAUUAUUUGGUAAUCAAUAUUUCUUCCCCAAAUACCCCUGGACUCCGACAACUUCAAGGAAGAAAACAGUUAAAGGACCUUAUCAAGAAGAUUCAAGCAGCCCGCGAUGAAAUGCAGUGGGCUGAAGAGGGCCCACCUCCAUUAUUGGUAAAAAUUGCUCCUGAUUUAUCAAAACAAGACCUUGAAGAUAUUGCACAGGUUGCUCUUGCUCUCCGGUUGGAUGGUUUGAUUAUAUCAAAUACAACUGUUUCAAGGCCAGAAAUAGUGGAGAACAAUUCUGUAUCAAAGGAAAGUGGUGGAUUAAGUGGGAAGCCUCUUUUUAUCUUGUCAACUGACAUUCUAAAGGAGAUGUAUUUAUUAACAAAGGGAAGGAUUCCUUUGAUUGGCUGUGGAGGUGUGAGCAGUGGAGAAGAUGCUUACAAGAAAAUAAGAGCAGGAGCUACUCUUGUUCAGCUUUAUACAGCUUUUGCUUAUGGUGGGCCCGCUCUUAUACCCCAGAUAAAGGCUGAACUUGCAGAGUGUUUAGAAAAAGACGGGUUUAAAUCAGUUUAUGAUGCGGUUGGAGCAGAUUGCAGAUAAUUAUUUGGAAUUUUCACAAUCUUUUUUGAUGAUUUUUGUAAAGAUAAGUGAGUGAGAGGAUGGAUUUUCAUAAAUCAUACUUACAACUUCCUUAUGAAGUUGUAAUUUUGCAAGACUUUGAAGUAUUUAAAUUUCCCCUUUUUUUUUUGUUAGUUGAAGAAAGUUUACAAUUUUGAUGAUUCACUA